AUGAGGGUAUUCGCCUUUGGAUCCAACGGAUCAGGCCAAUUGGCCAUCGGUCACACCGAAGACGUCUCCACACCAACAGAAUGUCUCUUCACCACACCCGCACCCACCGACAAAAUCACAAAGAUCAGCCCGUGCGAUCCAAACGAGCGCGAAACCUCCCAAACUGAAGAGACCAUACUCCGUUUCCGCCGGCUGGUUCUCACUGACCGCGUUACUGCCAAGGACAUUGAUACAUUCAAAUGUAUCUCCGCAACAUGGGAGGGAAGUAUCCUCGUUCCCUCCACGGCAGAUAAAGUAUUUGUCUUGGGCUCGACGCCAAAGGGCGAAUUAGGUCUAGGCAAAGAUCUCGCCGCAACGGCCCCGACCCAGGUCUUAGUUGAACCGGGUCUUACGAUUCCGGACUUCCCUCCUGCCGGUACGACGAUUGUCUCGGUAGCGAGUGGGAUGGGCCACACCGUGGCUAUACUUUCUAAUGGUCAGGUCUAUGGCUGGGGCGGAUCAAGGAAGGGUCAAUUGGGUGCUUCGCUUAAGGAAGAGAAGAUUGUUUGGAGUCCUGCUAAGGUCGGGGGCGUUCCGUUCUUUGCUACUGGUGCGGUCUGUGGACGCGAGUUUACCGUUGUUAUUGGGAAGAGGGCUGCGGGUGAGUUUGCUGUUCUUGGCGAUGAAGGGAAUCGGUGGGGGAUUAUGGAUAUUCCUGAUUCUUUACGGGUUUCUUCUGGGGAGAGUGGAAGUGGCCGAAAAGAGUAUCUUGAUAUCGGUGCUAGUUGGCAUGGUAUUUAUGUACAUGUUUCCGGUCAUGAUUCUGAUUUUGAUAUUGGGUCCGAUUCGCUGAAUGCGAGUGCUGCGUCCGCUACGGGUUCCCUUAUUGCCUGGGGUCGCAAUGAUCGUGGCCAACUUCCGCCGCCGAAUUUGCCGCCUCUGAGUGAGAUUGGCGUUGGUAGUGAGCAUGUUCUUACGCUUUUGGAGGAUGGCUCGGUGGCAACGUUUGGUUGGGGCGAGCAUGGGAAUUGUGGACCGAAUACAGAUGCCCGAGGCAAUGUCGCGGGCAAGUAUAAUUUGAUCCCUCUUCCUGAUGAUGUGCCAGGUGCGAGAGUUGUUGGGGUUAGCGCUGGUUGUGCGACAAGUUGGUUGAUCGUGGAGUGA
Penicillium waksmanii is the source of this 1143-nucleotide messenger RNA. RefSeq names its product RCC1 domain-containing protein. The record is from RefSeq and is a predicted model, not a curated record. NCBI's taxonomy places the organism in Eukaryota, Fungi, Ascomycota, Eurotiomycetes, Eurotiales, Aspergillaceae. The transcript is spliced from 2 exons. The coding region runs from base 1 to 1143 and encodes 380 amino acids.